UCAAUGAUGAAUAUUUAUAACCGAGGGAUACCCGCCAGUUACAGGACACUUGCUUUCGGUCUCGACGCCAUGGACGGGCCAUCCAUCAACAGAGUCGGGUCGACCGGGUUUCUAUCUUCCCGCGUCUCUUGGUUCAUCGUCUUCUUCAUCUUCCUCAAUCUUUCUCUCCUCAGUAUUUCGGUUGGAUCGAGCGAACGCGCGAUAGCACCGCCAAGAGGAUGGAAUUCGUACGAUUCCUUCUGCUGGAUCAUUUCCGAAGAAGAAUUCUUGCAGAGUGCCGAGAUCGUUUCCCAACGACUUCACCCUCAUGGAUACGAGUAUGUUGUGGUGGAUUACCUCUGGUACAGAAGGAAAGUGGAAGGAGCUUAUACCGACUCUCACGGGUUCGAUGUGAUCGACCAAUGGGGGAGGGUUCAGCCCGAUCCCGAAAGGUGGCCAUCCUCUAAGGACGGAAAAGGUUUCACUGAAGUGGCAAACAAAGUGCACGGAAUGGGUUUGAAGUUUGGGAUUCAUGUCAUGGCCGGAAUCAGUACACAAGCAUUUAACUCCAAUACUCUCAUCUUGGACCCUGUCACGGGCGAUGCUUAUCAAGAAUCGGGUCGACAAUGGCGGGCACAAGAUAUCGGGGUCAAGGAGAAGGCAUGUGCAUGGAUGCCUCACGGGUUCAUGAGCGUAAAUACUAAGCUAGGAGCAGGAAGAGCUUUCCUCAAGUCUCUUUACCUACAAUACGCCGAAUGGGGUGUCGAUUUCAUAAAACAUGACUGUGUGUUUGGCGAUGACUUCAACCUAGACGAGAUCACUUAUGUAUCAGAGGUUCUGAGGGAGCUCAAUCGGCCAGUUUUGUACUCUUUAUCUCCGGGAACAAGUGUGACACCUGCAAUGGCCAAAGAAGUUAGUUCAUUAGUUAACAUGUAUCGGAUAACUGGCGAUGAUUGGGACUCAUGGAAAGACGUUUUGGCCCAUUUUGAUGUCUCGAGAGAUAUGUCGGCUUCUGAUAUGAUCGGUGCAGAAGGCUUACUGGGAAAAUCGUGGCCCGACCUUGAUAUGCUACCACUCGGAUGGCUUACAGAUCCAGGUUCGAACUUUGGACCCCAUAGACCGUGUAGGCUUACUCUGGAUGAACAAAGGACACAGAUGACUUUGUGGGCUAUAGCAAAGUCCCCUCUCAUGUUUGGAGGAGACGUGCGAAACCUCGACGACGGUACAUAUAGUCUUAUCACAAACCCGACAUUGCUGGAUAUAAACUCUUACGGUUCUAACACCAAGGAGUUUCCUUAUGUCACCGGGAUAAAUGUAUCUACGAGGAAGCGAAAAAACAAUCCACGAGAGCCAACGGAAGGGGACAUGACAACUAAACUUGCUUUUGGUCUCACGAGCUGCAAAGAGCCGAAAGCCAGCGAAUGGUCAAUAUCAGGAUUAGACGAGAAUCAUCGACAAAUCUGUUGGAACCAAAACUUACAAAGCAACAAACUUGCGAGGCGGCCCUUUUGCUUAUACAACAGAAAGAGACGAAUCGCUUCAGAUGAGGAGUUGAGACAAAACCAGAUUUACCGAGGUAAACUUCACGUGGUAACAAGCGAUAGAACAGCUUCUUCCUGUUUAGGCGCUUCUCCUAAACAAAGGCUCACCUCGAAAGAUUACAGCCGAGGUGCAUUGUCACCGUGCAAAGCCGACGAUGCCAACCAGAUGUGGGAGCUCCAUAGGAAUGGGACACUGCAGAACGGAUAUUCUGGUCUAUGUGCAGUGCUGAAACAAGUCGCAGCUGGCUCCAAUGGCGUCCGUGCUUGGAUUUCCAGGGGAAGAAGUGGAGAAGUGUACCUAGCGUUCUUCAACCUGAACGAGGUGAAGACAGAGAUAUCGGCGAAGGUAGGAGACCUGUCGAAGGCUCUUCCCGACAAGAAUCUGGAAGGAGCUUCGUGUGAGAGCUCCGAGCUGUGGAGCGGCCAACGAUUCGGUCCGACCAAAGACUCUGUCUCGAUCCAAGUCCCACCCCAUGGCUCUGCCUUGUUCACGCUCUCCUGCUCUCGUGCUUGAACUCUCCGUGCGACGUCGUUGCGUCCUGCAUUCUCCUUUACGUUCCUGUUGCGUUUCCCGUUGUGAAGCUCAUCAACUUCUUUAAUAAAGGUCGACGCUGCAAUA
Tarenaya hassleriana is the source of this 2139-nucleotide messenger RNA. RefSeq names its product probable alpha-galactosidase B. Bases 4 to 2034 code for a protein of 676 amino acids. The record is from RefSeq and is a predicted model, not a curated record. The transcript has 14 exons. NCBI's taxonomy places the organism in Eukaryota, Viridiplantae, Streptophyta, Magnoliopsida, Brassicales, Cleomaceae. Gene Ontology annotation, molecular function: hydrolase activity, hydrolyzing O-glycosyl compounds. Gene Ontology annotation, biological process: carbohydrate metabolic process.